ACGCACUUAUUUCCAGCAAGCUACGCCUUUAAAUAUGCUACCAGUCCAGAAACAGAUGGAUUUUUAGUGGUAUUGCAGACCUCAAUGCGGACGGGACAAUUGCGGUGUCUGAUAUUGCAUUCCUUUGAUAGCCUACACCAUGAGAUCAACAGUCUAAACGUUAAUCUUUUCAUCGCUGCAUUUAAUAAAUCCAUCUGAUUAGUCCAUCAUGCCGGAGCAAAGCAACGACUAUCGCGUGGUGGUGUUUGGUGCCGGUGGUGUAGGAAAGAGCUCACUGGUGCUGCGCUUUGUCAAGGGAACCUUCCGCGAGAGCUACAUCCCCACCAUCGAAGAUACGUAUCGACAGGUGAUCAGCUGUGACAAAAGUAUCUGCACUCUCCAGAUCACAGACACCACCGGCAGCCACCAGUUCCCAGCCAUGCAGCGCCUGUCCAUCUCCAAGGGCCACGCCUUCAUCCUGGUUUACUCCAUCACCAGCCGUCAGUCAUUGGAGGAGCUCAAACCCAUCUUUGAGCAGGUGUGUCAGAUCAAGGGGGAUGUGGAGAGCAUCCCCAUCAUGCUGGUGGGCAACAAGUGUGAUGAGACAUCAGCGCGAGAGGUGGAAACAUUGGAUGGGGAGGCCAUGUCCAAGAAAUGGAAAUGUGCCUUCAUGGAAACAUCGGCCAAAACCAACCACAAUGUGAAGGAGCUGUUCCAGGAACUGCUCAACCUGGAAAAGCGAAGGACUGUUAGCCUCCAGAUCGAUGGUAAAAAGAACAAGCAGCAGAAACGUGCAGAGAAGCUCAAGGGCAAGUGUGUGGUCAUGUGAUGUGGACUUGAGGGACGUGAGGGAGGCACAGCAGAUGCCUCAAAGGGGGAAGAGGAAGGAAUCAGAGAGAUUUGAGUCUUCCUAGAAGGCGGACCAUGCAAGAAAAGAUACUCUUUCAUACUAGAGAACAUACAGUACCUGAACGUUUACACCCAAUGCAGAGUGCUUGGAAACGGAAAGGCAGGUGAUUUAAUCAAUCUUAUUAUCCAUAAUGUAGAAUGGGAGAGAUGUUGUGAAGGUUUAACCAUUAAGCUACUCAUAUAAACAAAGGUGCAUUGACUAAAUAUUACUAUUCCAAGCUUGCAACCGAGAGGAUUUUAAUGGAUUUAAGGAUUUUAACCUACUGCAGAAUUUCAAACGUUCAAGUCUCAACACUAAUAAGCAGCGCUUGACAACCUUCCCCCACCCUCCACCUAACCCCCUGAAGCGUACAGUGCAGGGCUACAGAGAGCCUGGGAGAUGCUUGGUUUCCAUGAAUGUCAUUAGAGACUGUUUAUCUCUGCAAACACAGUUGGACAAUUAGUUGUUUUUAAUAGUGGCAACAUGGGAGGGCACAUUUUAGAAUGCUUACCAAAUAUAUUUUUUACUCCCAAGAACUGUGCUACAUAGAAGCAAUACUUAUCAGAGCAGGUCUGUUACAGAGUUAAAUUUGGAAGCUGUUUAAACAGUUCAGUACUUACAAAAAAAGAGGAAAGGGUCAAUUUCUUUUCUUUCUUUUUUUAUAGCUUAGAAUUUUUUGUGAGAAUUAUAUUUUCUAUUUAUACUGAUAAUGUAAGUAUUCUUAAAUUCCUUAUCCAUCACAGGAAAUGUAUCAUCUUUAAGAAACUCAAAUUAUACGUCAAAAAGAAAAUGUAUGGCAAAAAUUAUUUACUUGGAAUUUAUGCCGCGCUUCUUACAUUUACAUUUAGUCAUUUAGCAGACGCUCUUAUCCAGAGCGACUUACAGUAAGUACAGGGACAUUCUCCCGAGGCAAGUAGGGUGAAGUGCCUUGCCCAAGGACACAACAUCAUUAUGCACGGCCGGAAACCGAACCAACAACCUUCUGAUUAAUAGCCCGACUCCCUAACCGCUCAGCCAUCUGACCCCUCUUAUAUUGCUUUCUGAGAAUGUAUGGUUUUCUGAUUUAAGUAAUAGCUUUAUAUUUGCCAGUUCAGAAAUAUAUUUUUUUUCAAUAUUUAUAGUGUUUAAGCCUAUUUGACAAAAAUAACUAGAAUGGAAAGUGCAAUAUAAACCCUAAAGAUAACAAGAUCAAGACAACAGAUGAUUCCUAACACUGGCACUGGCUUUGAUAAUAGAUGAAGUUUGCAGGUUGUAAAGCAGUCGCACUUGAUGUACAUUGUAAGCAAGGUAGCUGUUUUCAGAGAGUUCAGUAAGGAGAAAGAAUAUUAUCAUAUCGGUGUGGUUUGUGAGGUCACUUCCGGUUAGAAGUUUUGGGGGUUCAUUAAUGAUGUAUUUUUUACCAACACUAUGGAUUUAAUUCAUGGUAGACAAACUCACAGCAGAAAUCUACAUUUACACUAACAACGUUAGUCUUCUAGCUAGCCUUUACUUGCAUUCUCACAUGAUUGUCAUGUUACAGUAAAUAGGUGGAUACUGAAAAUAUAUCCCUCAUGUCUUAUUACAGUACAUGAAGAUAAACAUGUACAUCUCUUUUAUUUUAAAGCAUUUAACAUCUAUUCACCUGAGCAGAAUGAAGUGUAUGUGUACAUAUUUUCAGCAGCCCAUUAUGGGUCAUGUUUCAAUAAACAGUGCUGUCUGGCUUUAUAGUUAGCUUAUUUUACUGCACUAUUUGAGUAGAGAAACUGUAUUGAUUGUAUGCGAUCCCACAAUGAGCAGGUAAUGUGGACCAUUGACUACUAUUGUUAAGUUGAGAUAGAGAAGUUUAUGCAAAUAGUCUCAUCCAAAGUAACUAGGGAUCAGCUAUUUAAUAUGCUCUUUAAGUAAAUUAAAUGGUUUGUGAAAGUGUAACAUUGUCAGUAAAAUGGUGCGUUUUCUGGGGAUGUGCUUAAGGACAAGUGCUAAAGUAAUUAAACUCAAUUUCAGUUUAUUUCCAAGCCAAAAUCUCUGGAAUUUCAUAGUACAUAGUUUUAAUCCAAUGCCUGUAUAGAAAUCAUGUGUGCCUAUAUGUUUAUAUUGAAUUGUAGAUACUGCAUCACAAGAAUAAAGACUAUUAUGCAUUUAAUAAGACACUUGUCCUAUCAUUAAAUCUGUG
Molecule: messenger RNA, 3020 nt
Organism: Osmerus eperlanus (European smelt)
Lineage: Eukaryota; Metazoa; Chordata; Actinopteri; Osmeriformes; Osmeridae
Product: GTP-binding protein Di-Ras2
Exons: 2
Coding region: 209-808 (199 amino acids)
Biological process (GO): signal transduction
Cellular component (GO): plasma membrane
Molecular function (GO): GTP binding; GTPase activity; GDP binding
Source: RefSeq, a predicted model, not a curated record